GAUGUGUCAAAUAUUUAUAUCUUCUUAUUUUUGAAAUCCGUUUAUCUUUAUCGUCGAUCAUUUGUGAAUAGGUUCGAUUAUUUCGUUUGACAUCUAUCAAAUCAUUCGAAAUAUUUGAAAUAAUUUGUUAAUUAAAUGAAAGGUAUCAUCGUUGAUAAACGUCUUGUAUAUCUGUGGAGAUCUACAAGAUAUUACAUUGCCAAUAGUGAUUACAACAAUGAGUUGUGUACGAUGUUGUUUGAUAAGUGCUGGACGUUUAGCAUCUUCCAAUCAUGUUACCACUCAUUUUCACAAGAUCGUAAGAGUCGUUGCUAGUAGAUCACUUACAACAAGUACAAGCUUAGCUAAAGCUCCCUCUGAAACUGUACCACCUAAUAAAAAUAAUGGUACUACAACAUCUGGAAGUGCAGGAUCAGGUGGUGAUAAUGGUAAAAAGGAUGCUCUUAUUUGUCCAAAAUGUGGUGAUCCUUGCACACAUGUUGAAACUUUUGUAUCAUCAACAAGAUUUGUGAAGUGCGAAAAAUGUCAUCACUUUUUUGUAGUACUAUCAGAAGUAGAUUCAAAAAGAAGUUUAAAAGAAGCAUUGAGACCUGACAUGGACUCCAAACAUGGAUUUUAUAGAAAACCACCUCCACCUCCAAAAAAAAUCUUUGAAUAUCUGAAUAAGCAUGUUAUUGGUCAAGAAUUUGCUAAAAAAGUACUUAGCGUUGCUGUAUAUAAUCAUUACAAACGGAUAUACAACAACUUACCUGUGCAAACAAUUCAACCUAAUACUGGUUCAGUUGCCUCGCAAGAAAUGAAUCAUCCAUUUACUCACAGAGGUCUUAAACCACAUUUGUUGCAUAUAUCUAGCGUCGGAAAUUCAUUAGGAGUUGGAUAUCAAAAUAUUUCUGGUAGUAAUGAUCAACAGAAAGGAUCGAAUCAAUCUGCACUUGGAUCAGACAUUUUAGAUAGUCAGCAGCAUCAAUUGAAGCUAGAAAAAAGUAAUAUUCUAUUGCUUGGACCAACUGGCUCUGGAAAAACUUUGUUAGCACAGACAAUAGCUCAAUGUUUGGAUGUACCCUUCGCUAUCUGUGAUUGUACCACAUUAACUCAAGCAGGAUAUGUUGGAGAAGAUAUAGAAAGUGUUAUAGCAAAACUUUUACAAGAUGCCAAUUAUAUUGUGGAGAGGGCGCAGAUGGGUAUUGUAUUUUUAGAUGAAGUUGAUAAAAUAGGUGCUGUUCCUGGUAUACAUCAGUUACGAGAUGUUGGUGGUGAAGGUGUACAGCAAGGAAUGUUAAAAAUGUUAGAAGGUACAAUCGUUAAUGUGCCUGAAAGAAAUAGCUCAAGAAAGCUUAGGGGUGAUACGUUACAAGUAGAUACAACGAACAUACUUUUCGUUGCAUCCGGUGCCUAUAAUGGUUUAGAUAGACUUAUUUCACGACGCAAGACUGAAAAAUAUUUGGGCUUUGGUGCAGUACCUGCAUCUGAAAGUCCAGGAAGAAGAGCUGCCAGUCUCGCUGAUGUAGCUAAUAUGUCACCUUCUACAGAAAUAGACAAUAAAGAGAAAGAUCUUUUAUUGCAACAAGUAGAAGCACGAGAUUUAAUAGACUUUGGCAUGAUUCCAGAAUUUGUGGGAAGAUUUCCAGUACUUGUACCUUUUCAUACUUUGAAUAGAGAUAUGUUAGUUCAAAUUCUUACAGAACCAAAAAAUGCUAUGGUUCCUCAAUACCAGAUGUUAUUCUCUAUGGAUAAGGUGGAAUUGACAUUUACAAGUGAUGCUUUGAGUGCUAUAGCAUCAUUAGCUAUGGAAAAGAAAACAGGUGCAAGAGGUUUACGAGCUAUAAUGGAAGCUCUACUUUUAGAACCUAUGUUUGAAGUACCAGGAAGCGAUGUGAUGUCGGUCCAUAUAACAGAAGGAUGUGUACGUGGUCAAGAAAAGGCACAAUAUAUAAGAAGAGGUGAGGCAACAGAAGAAGAAUUACAACAAGCACAACAUGUACAAAACUAGCAAAUAAUCAAAGAACAAGAGAAUAGUGUAUAGCUAUUUCGAUGCUGUAUUACUACUGUCUCUUGUAAACAUUUAAAUAAUAUAAAUCGAA
Molecule: messenger RNA, 2081 nt
Organism: Vespa velutina
Lineage: Eukaryota; Metazoa; Arthropoda; Insecta; Hymenoptera; Vespidae
Gene: ClpX
Product: ATP-dependent Clp protease ATP-binding subunit clpX-like, mitochondrial
Exons: 7
Coding region: 218-1990 (590 amino acids)
Biological process (GO): proteolysis; protein catabolic process
Cellular component (GO): mitochondrial matrix
Molecular function (GO): protein dimerization activity; ATP hydrolysis activity; zinc ion binding
Source: RefSeq, a predicted model, not a curated record